This is a messenger RNA of Parasteatoda tepidariorum (common house spider), 1579 nucleotides long. RefSeq names its product poly(A) RNA polymerase, mitochondrial. Gene Ontology annotation, molecular function: poly(A) RNA polymerase activity. The record is from RefSeq and is a predicted model, not a curated record. Gene Ontology annotation, biological process: RNA 3'-end processing. Lineage: Eukaryota; Metazoa; Arthropoda; Arachnida; Araneae; Theridiidae.
AUNUAUGAAUUUCUCUUUCAGAGAUUAAAAGAAACAUUUCCACCUCUAUAUCUGAGAGCGAUUCUUCAAGUUUCCAGCAUAUGUUGAACGUACGAAAAAAGCAGGCACAGUGCUCUCUACUUCUUGAACUUAAUAAGAAAGAUGAUGUUCCUUAUGCACUCAACUUAUGUGAAAAAUUUGGUGUCAUCAAGAAUGCUUAUUCAUUUUCUGGUGUAUCAGAUAAUGUUUAUGUUUUACUUGAGUUUGAACAGGAAGAAUGUGCCAAGAAAUUGCUUCUUGAGUCUCAUUUUAAAAAUAUUCUAGAUGCUUUCCCUGUUUUAUCACGCAUUAUUGGCUAUACCAGAAAAUAUGACCAAGAUGAGCCAAAAGUGUCAAUCAAAGUUAUUGAAAAUAACCUAAAUACAAUUCCAAUAAAAGAAGGAACUGUUUCUGACUUAAUUGAACAUAUUUAUAAUGAAGAAAAGUUAACAGAGCUUAAUGUCAGGCUAAGAUUUUUCUUUUGCUGUAUUUUGAAAGAAUUUCUAUCAGGUCCGUUUCCGUACUGUGAUGUUCUUCCCUUUGGUUCUUCAGUGAAUGGAAUUGGAAGGCAUGGUUGUGAUUUAGAUUUAAUGAUACGUCUCUAUCCUGAAAAAAUAGAUACAAGCUCUGAAUUGUAUUUUGUCAACAAGACCUGUGUGGGAGACAUUAAAAAUUUACAGCGAAGAGUAGUACACUGCAUAGGUGAUUUGUUGCGAACUUUUUUACCUGGUAUUACUUCUGUGAAUAAGAUUUUACAUGCUAGAGUUCCCAUUGUCAAACUGGAUCACAAGAUUUUAGGCAUGGAGGUUGAUAUUUCUGUAAAUAAUUUGGCACCGAUCCUCAUGUCUGAGCUACUAUAUUUCUGUGGGGAGGUAGAUUCACGAAUUAGACCUUUAAUAUACGCUGUAAAGAAAUGGGCACGAGAAACAGAUAUUACUAAGAGCUCACCUGGCUCAUGGUUUACUAAUUUCUCACUCACAUUAUUAGUAGUUUACUUUCUACAGAAUAGGCCUACACCUGUAUUGCCUCCUCUAAAAGAAAUUAUAAAUAUCAUAGGAGCUGAAUUUACUGAUGAAUACAGAUUUGAAUAUUUAAUGACUCUUCCAGAAUUGCAAGCUAAAGCCUCUCUAAACAAAGAAUCUAUAGCUGUUCUCUUACAGGAGUUUUUAUUAUAUCUGGGAUCCCAUCCAUUUGAGGACAGAUGUAUAUCAUUAAUGACUGGUUCUGCCAUAGAAAGAUCAUCAGAAUUUCCAGUGUGGAUUCAGUACCCACUUGAGGAGGAUUUAAAUGUUUCAAAAAAUGUUUCACAAUAUGAACUAUGGAACACAUGCAGGAAAGCUCGUGCUUCAGCUAAGUUCCUUACUACUAAUCUUAAUGCUAAAAGUCUCCACUUAAAGGACUUAUCUAUAUUGCUUGGAAUUGCCGAGGUGUUGAAACUUGAUGAGAAUAAGUCAAAGCGGGUGGAUGUGAAAACUAUCAUGGGUAGAGAUGACCGAAAUGUAAGAAAACCAUUAAGGAGAAUAAGUUGAUAAUUGUAAAUAAAUUAGUUUUUAAAAACUUG